Messenger RNA from Nycticebus coucang (slow loris), 6107 nucleotides. It is a transcript of the gene KDM6B, whose product is annotated as lysine demethylase 6B. The transcript is spliced from 20 exons. Gene Ontology annotation, cellular component: MLL3/4 complex. Gene Ontology annotation, molecular function: chromatin DNA binding; histone H3K27me2/H3K27me3 demethylase activity; protein binding. Gene Ontology annotation, biological process: heart development; regulation of gene expression. The coding region runs from base 145 to 5178 and encodes 1677 amino acids. Lineage: Eukaryota; Metazoa; Chordata; Mammalia; Primates; Lorisidae. The record is from RefSeq and is a predicted model, not a curated record.
GCUGUGAAAGGCCCCAGGCGGCCAUCCAGGGCAGUGGGGCACUCUUCGUCAAAGCGGCUGGAGCCGGACCAUCGUCCCAGAGAGCUGGGGCAGGGGGCCGUGCUCGAUCUCCAGGGCUCCUGGGGCCACUGCUGACCUGGCUGGAUGCAUCGGGCAGUGGACCCUCCAGGGGCCCGCGCUGCACGGGAAGCCUUUGCCCUUGGGGGCCUGAGCUGUGCUGGGGCCUGGAGCUCCUGCCCGCCUCAUCCCCCCACUCGUAGCGCAUGGCUGCCUGGAGGCAGAUGCUCAGCCAGUAUUGGGCAGCCUCCACUCCCUGCUCCCUUAACCCCUUCACAUGGCAGUAGCUCUGGGCACCCCAGCAAACCAUAUUAUACUCAAGGGACACCUACCCCAAGACCCUUCCAUGGGAAGUUGGAAUCAUUGCAUGGCUGUGUGCAGGCAUUGCUCCGGGAACCGGCCCAGCCAGGGUUGUGGGAACAGAUUGGGCAGCUAUACGAGUCAGAGCAUGACAGUGAAGAGGCCAUACGCUGCUACCACAGCGCACUUCGAUAUGGAGGAAGCUUCGCUGAGUUGGGGCCCCGGAUUGGCCGACUGCAACAGGCCCAGCUCUGGAACUUUCAUGCUGGCUCCUGCCAACACCGAGCCAAGCUCCUACCCCCCCUGGAGCAAGUGUGGAACUUGCUACACCUUGAGCACAAGCGGAACUAUGGGGCCAAGCGGGGGGGUCCCCCAGUGAAGCGAGCUGCUGAACCGCCAGUGGUGCAGCCUGUGCCUCCUGCAACCCUCUCAGGCCCCUCAGGGGAGGAGGGCCUCAGCCCUGGAGGCAAGCGAAGGAGAGGCUGCAACUCUGAACAGACUGGCCUUCCCCCAGGGCUGCCACUGCCUCCACCACCAUUGCCACCACCACCACCACCACCACCACCACCCCUGCCUGGCCUGGCCACCAGCCCCCCAUUUCAGCUGACCAAGCCAGGACUGUGGAGUACCCUGCAUGGAGAUGCCUGGGGCCCUGAGCGCAAGGGCUCAGUGCCCCCAGAGCGCCAGGACCUGCGGCACUCGCUGCCUCAUCCGUAUCCAUACCCAGCUCCAGCCUACACCUCACAUCCCCCUGGCCACCGGCUGGUCCCGGCCGCACCCCCAGGCCCAGGCCCCCGCCCCCCAGGAGCAGAGAGCCAUGGCUGCCUGCCUGCCACCCGUCCCCCCGGAAGUGACCUUAGAGAGAGCAGAGUUCAGAGGUCGCGGAUGGACUCCAGCGUUUCACCAGCAGCAACCACCGCCUGCGUGCCUUACGUCCCUUCCCGGCCCCCUGGCCUCCCUGGCACCACCACCACCACCAGCAGUAGCAGCAGCAGCAACACCAGUCUCCGGGGUGUGGAGCCGAACCCAGGCAUUCCUGGCACUGACCAUUACCAAACUCCCGCGCUAGAGGUCUCUUCUCACCAGGGCCGCCUGGGGCCCUCGGCACAUAGCAGUCGGAAACCGUUCUUGGGGCCUCCUGCUGCCACUCCCCAUCUGUCCUUGCCACCUGGGCCUUCCUCACCCCCUCCCCCCCCUUGUCCGCGCCUUUUACGCCCACCACCACCCCCUGCCUGGUUGAAGGGCCCGGCUUGCAGGGCAGCCCGAGAGGAUGGAGAGAUCUUAGAGGAGCUCUUAUUUGGGGCUGAGGGAACCCCCUGUCCCCCACCACCACCCCUGCCCAACCGCGAGGGCUUCUUGGGGCCACCGGCCCCCCGCUUUUCUGUGGGCACUCAGGAUUCGCACAACCCUCCCACUCCCCCAACCACCAGCAGUAGCAGCAGCAAGAAUGGCAGCCACAGCAGCAGCCCUGCUGGGCCUGUUUCCUUUCCCCCACCUCCAUAUCUGGCCAGAAGUAUGGACCCCAUUUCCCGGCCUCCCAGCCCAACACUGAGCCCCCAAGAUCCACCUCUUACACCCCUGACUCUUGCCCUGCCUCCAGCCCCUCCCUCUUCCUGUCACCAAAAUACCUCAGGAAGCUUCAGGCGCCCGGAGAGCCCCCGGCCCAGGGUCUCCUUCCCAAAGACCCCCGAGGUGGGGCCGGGGCCACCUCCAGGCCCUCUGAGUAAAGCCCCCCAGCCUGUGCCACCCAGUGCUGGGGAGCUGCCUGCCCGAGGCCCGCGACUCUUUGAUUUCCCCCCUACCCCACUGGAGGACCAGUUUGAGGAACAAGCCGAAUUUAAGAUUCUACCUGAUGGGCUGGCUAACAUCAUGAAGAUGCUGGAUGAAUCAAUUCGAAAGGAAGAGGAACAGCAACAACAGGAGGCAGGCGUGGUCCCCCCACCCCCACUGAAGGAGCCCUUUGCAUCUCUGCAGCCUCCAUACCCUACUGAUACAGCCUCCACCACCACUGCUCCCACCACUGCUGCCGCUGCCCCCACCACCACCACCACCACCACCACCACAGCCACAGCCACCCCAGAAGAGGAGAAGAAGCCACCACCAGCCCUACCACCACCGCCACCUCUAGCCAAGUUCCCUCCACCCCCCCAGCCACAGCUACCCCCACCCCCAACAGCCAGCCCAGCUAGCCUGCUCAAAUCCUUGGCCUCUGUGCUGGAGGGACAGAAGUACUGUUAUAGGGGGACUGGAGCAGCUGUUCCUACCCGGUCUGGGCCCUUGCCCACUACUCAGUAUUCCUCUGGUCUCCCAUCAGGUGCUACCGCCCCAUUGCCCACCUCAGCGGUCCCUAGCGCCCAGGGCUCCCCACAGCCCUCUGCUUCCUCGUCAUCUCAGCUCUCUACCUCAAGUGGGCCCUGGGCCCGGGAGCGCAGGGCGGGCGAAGAGCCAGCCCCGGGCCCCACAACCCCCACCCAGCCACCCCCACCCCUGCCACUGCUCCCUGCUCGCUCUGAGUCUGAGGUGCUAGAAGAGAUCAGUCGGGCUUGUGAGACCCUUGUAGAGCGGGUGGGCCGGAGUGCCACAGACCCAGCAGACUCAGUGGACAUAGCAGGCCCAGUGGAUAGUGGGACUGAGCGACUGCUGCCUCCCACACAGGCCAAGGAGGAGAGUGGUGGGGUGGUAUCAGCAGCAGGGUCAGGCAGCAGUAAGCGGCGGCAGAAGGAGCAUCGGCGGCACAGGCGGGCUUGUAAAGACACUGUGGGUCGGAGGCCCCGUGAGGGCAGGGCUAAGGCCAAGGCCAAGGCCCCCAAAGAAAAGAGCCGCCGGGUGCUGGGGAACCUGGACCUGCAGAGUGAGGAGAUCCAGGGUCGUGAGAAGGCCAGGCCUGAUCUUGGUGGGACCUCAAAGGUGAAAGCACCCACAGCUCCUGCCCCUCCACCAGCUCCUGCACCUUCUGCCCAGCCCACACCCCCAUCAACUCCUGUCCCUGGAAAGAAGUCUCGGGAGGAAGCUCCAGGCCCACCGGGUGUCAGCCGAGCUGACAUGCUGAAGCUGCGCUCACUUAGUGAGGGGCCCCCCAAGGAACUGAAGAUCCGGCUCAUCAAAGUAGAGAGUGGUGACAAGGAGACCUUUAUUGCCUCUGAGGUGGAGGAGCGGCGGCUGCGCAUGGCAGAUCUCACCAUCAGCCACUGUGCUGCUGAUGUUGUGCGUGCCAGCAAGAAUGCCAAGGUGAAAGGGAAGUUUCGAGAGUCCUACCUUUCCCCUGCUCAGUCUGUGAAACCGAAGAUCAACACUGAGGAGAAGCUGCCCCGGGAAAAACUCAACCCCCCCACUCCCAGCAUCUAUCUGGAGAGCAAACGGGAUGCCUUCUCACCGGUCUUGCUGCAGUUCUGUACAGACCCUCGAAAUCCUAUUACUGUGAUCAGAGGCCUGGCUGGUUCCCUGCGGCUCAACUUGGGCCUCUUCUCCACCAAGACGCUGGUGGAGGCAAGUGGUGAGCACACUGUGGAGGUGCGCACCCAGGUGCAGCAGCCUUCAGAUGAGAACUGGGAUUUGACUGGCACGCGACAGAUCUGGCCCUGUGAGAGCUCCCGUUCCCACACCACCAUUGCCAAGUACGCACAGUACCAAGCCUCAUCCUUCCAGGAGUCCCUGCAGGAGGAGAAGGAGAGUGAGGAUGAGGAGUCAGAGGAGCCAGACAGCACCACAGGAACUCCCCCUAGCAGCGCACCAGACCCGAAGAACCAUCACAUCAUCAAGUUUGGCACCAAUAUCGACCUCUCUGAUGCCAAGCGGUGGAAGCCCCAGCUGCAGGAGCUGCUGAAGCUUCCCGCCUUCAUGCGGGUAACAUCCACGGGCAACAUGCUGAGCCACGUGGGCCACACCAUUCUGGGCAUGAACACGGUGCAACUGUACAUGAAGGUGCCCGGCAGCCGAACGCCAGGCCACCAAGAGAACAACAAUUUUUGCUCCGUCAACAUCAACAUAGGCCCAGGCGACUGUGAAUGGUUCGCGGUGCAUGAGCACUACUGGGAGACCAUCAGCGCCUUCUGUGACCGGCACGGCGUGGACUACUUGACGGGUUCCUGGUGGCCAAUAUUGGAUGACCUCUAUGCAUCCAAUAUCCCUGUGUACCGCUUCGUGCAGCGCCCGGGAGACCUGGUGUGGAUUAAUGCGGGGACUGUGCACUGGGUGCAGGCCACUGGCUGGUGCAACAACAUCGCCUGGAACGUGGGGCCCCUCACCGCCUAUCAGUACCAGCUGGCCCUGGAACGAUAUGAGUGGAACGAGGUGAAGAACGUCAAAUCUAUUGUACCCAUGAUUCACGUGUCCUGGAACGUGGCUCGAACAGUCAAAAUCAGCGACCCUGACUUGUUCAAGAUGAUCAAGUUCUGUCUCCUGCAAUCCAUGAAGCACUGCCAGGUGCAACGGGAGAGCUUGGUGCGGGCAGGGAAGAAAAUCGCUUACCAGGGCAGGGUCAAGGACGAGCCUGCCUACUACUGCAACGAGUGCGACGUGGAGGUGUUCAACAUCCUGUUUGUGACGAGUGAGAACGGCAGUCGCAACACUUACCUGGUGCACUGCGAAGGUUGUGCCCGGCGCCGCAGCGCGGGCCUGCAGGGCGUGGUGGUGCUAGAACAGUACCGUACUGAGGAGCUGGCCCAGGCCUACGACGCCUUCACGCUGGUGAGGGCUGGGGAACAGGCGUGGGUGGGCGGGAAGGUGCGGGGCGCGUGGUGGGAGGGGAAUGGGGAGAGUCAGCAGCUUAGUCUUACUCGCCCGCUGUCUCUCCUGCAGGCCCCUGCUGGCACGUCACGAUGAGACCAGACGCCCCGCCCGCCUGCUCGCCCCCGCAAGGCGUCGCGGGGCCACCAGCACACGCCUGGGCUGGACCUAGGUCCCGCCUCUGGCCGGGAAGGGGGUCGGGCCCAGCCCUUCAACCCCAUUGGCAGCUCCCCUCACUUAAUUUAUUAUUAAGAAAAAACUUUUUUUUUUUUUUUUUAACAAAUAAUGAGGAAAAAAGGAAAAAAAAAAUGGGAGACGGGGGGAGGGUGCUGGCAGCCCCUCGCCCAGCAGCGCCUCCCCUCACCGACUUUGGCCUUUCUAGCAACAGACACAAGGACCAGGCUCAGGCGGCGGCGGGGGUCGCAUACGGGUUCCCUCACGCCUGCCAGCCGCCCGCCCGCCCGGCGCAGAUGCACGAGGCUAGUGUAUGUACAUAGACGUUACGCAGCCGAGGUUUUAAAUGAGAUUCUUUCUAUGGGCUUUACCCUUCCCCCUGAACCUCCUUUUUUACUUCCAAUGCUAGCUGUGACCCCUGUACGUGUCUGUUUAUUCACUUGGUUAUGAUUUGUAUUUUUUGUUUGUUUUUGGUUUUUAAUUUAUAACAGUCCCACUCACCUCUAUUUAUUCAUUUUUGGGAAAACCCGACCUCCCGCACCCCGAAACCAUCCCGCCCACCCUUCCAGGGACCGCCUGCUGGGUUCUCCCUGUACCCUUGUGUGUGUCCGGCCCAGCUCGAUGUCUCCGCCCGUCCGCCCUCGGCUCCCGCCGGGUUCUCAUGGUGCUCAAACCCGCUCCCCUCCCCUAGGUCCUGCACUUUCUCGGACCAGUCCCCUCAAUCCCAACCCAACCCCAACCCCGCCUGAGGGUGAGCGACUCCUGUACUGUAGGGGAAGAAGUGGGAACUGAAAUGGUAUUUUGUAAAAAAAUAAAUAAAAUAAAAAAAUUUAAAGGUUUUAAAGAAAGAA